Messenger RNA from Dendronephthya gigantea, 2412 nucleotides. RefSeq names its product X-ray repair cross-complementing protein 6-like. Lineage: Eukaryota; Metazoa; Cnidaria; Anthozoa; Malacalcyonacea; Nephtheidae. The transcript has 23 exons. Gene Ontology annotation, molecular function: double-stranded DNA binding; DNA helicase activity; damaged DNA binding. Gene Ontology annotation, biological process: telomere maintenance; double-strand break repair via nonhomologous end joining; cellular response to X-ray. Gene Ontology annotation, cellular component: nucleus; Ku70:Ku80 complex. The record is from RefSeq and is a predicted model, not a curated record. The coding region runs from base 115 to 1932 and encodes 605 amino acids.
AUUAGACAGUGAAAGGAUUGAAUGCAUAUUUUGCGUGGUAUUCUUUUAUCUGGUUGUAUCUAAGUAACAAAAAAUCUUAGACAAGACGUUAAUGGUUUAUAUUAAAAUCACAAAAUGAGUUGGUCUUGGAUGGGUGCAGAUGAUGGUGAUGGAAAUGCUGAGGAAAAUGAAGGUGGAAAUGAGAUGGGGUACUGGGGCAAUAAAGAUAGCCUGAUAUUUCUCAUUGAUUGUUCAAAGUCCAUGUUUGAAGGUGCCAAAGAUGAGAAACCAUUUCAGCUUUGCUUGAAGUGCGCAGCAUGUACAAUGAAGAAUAAGAUAAUUGGAAGUGAAAAGGAUUUCUUUGGGAUUGUUUUCUUUGGAACAGAGAAGGACCAGAACCCUAGUAAUUUCAAGAAUAUAUACAUAUAUCAGGACCUUGAUAUGUUGGAUGCACAGAAAAUUCUGGACGUAGAAGAUCUUCUGAAAGAUUGUGAUAGCUUCCAAGAUAAAUAUGGUCACAGUUCUGAUUUUUCUCUCAAUGACGUUUUAUGGACGUGUUCUAAUAUGUUUUCCAACAGUGCUAUGAGGAAUGGACAUAAAAGAAUAUUAUUAUUUACAAACAAUGACGACCCCCACAAGAACAACCAGUCUCUACAGAGACAAGCAAAAACAAAGGCUACGGAUUUAUUUGACGUUGGAAUUGACAUUGAGCUGAUGCCGAUUAAACCACGAAUCGGACAAUUUGAUACAAGCUUGUUUUAUGAGCAUAUCGUUGGUGAAGUCGAUGAAAUAGACAGAUCUACUAUGCCAGAUCCUGCUGAAAAAUUUGAAGAACUUCUGACGAGAGUUCAGAAAAAACAAUACAAGAAAAGGCCUCUUUGUAGAGUCCCCUUGCAGCUUGGAGGAGGCAUUGGACUUGGUGUCUCAGUGUUCAAUUUGUGCCGCGCGGCAGUAAAGAGUUCCUAUGUCAACCUCGACAGUCGUAUUAAUGAGGAAGUGAAGAUUGUAUCCAAGUUAGUUUGUAAGACAACUGGCGUUGAGUUACUGCCGACAGAUUUGAAGUAUUUUCAGUGUUUUGGCGGUGAUAAGGUUGUGUUUGAGAAAGAAGAAGUUGAUGCAAUAAAAUCUGCUGGUGACACUGGUUUAACGUUGCUGGGUUUCAAACCACGAAGUUUACUGAAACGAUAUCAUCAUAUCAGACCAGCUCAAUUCAUUUAUCCUGAUGAGAAGUCAAUUUCUGGAAGCAGUCGACUUUUUACAGCCUUGUUAAAGAAAUGUUCAUCGAAAGAUUUAGUUGCUAUUUGUCGUUUUAUUCCUCGACGUGGUGCUUCGUUGAAACUGGUCGCUCUUAUUCCACAGGAGGAAGAGUUGGACGAACAAAAUGUUCAAGUGUCACCUCCCGGAUUUCAUCUCAUUUUUCUUCCAUUUGCUGACGAUUUAAGAAAAUUAUCUUAUGAAGAUGCCCCUCGAGCUAAUGACGAUCAAGUGGAAAAAGCGAAAGACAUAAUUAAAGCUUUGACGAGCACAUUUGAUCCUUUGGAUAUUGAAAAUCCAUCCAUACAGAAGCAUUACAAUAUUCUUGAAGCUCUGGCGCUUGACAAAGAUGCCCCAGAAAAUUUCGAGGAUUUCUCAGAACCGAAUAAAGUUCAGAUUGACGCAAGACUUGGUAACCUAGCAACGGAAUUUAACGAUCUUGUAUUUCCCGAAGGAUACGUUCAUGACGGGAAAGGCAAGAAAAGAAAGGCUACAACUGGUGGUUCUAGCACGUCUACUAAACGAACAAAAAAUGACGAUUCAAAUCCUGUGGAUGUUAAGGAAUAUGCUACGUCAGGAACGCUCAACAAGCUAACAGUUCCAGUUUUAAAAGAAUUUGUGAAAUCCAACGACAUCAAAUGUGGAACCAAGAAGGCAGAGCUUAUUGAAGGUAUUAACCUCCACCUCGGACUGCACUAAAAUGACUGUAAGUUUCCGCUACAUUUUAGAUGAAAGUUAGUGUUAUGUUAGAUUCGAAAACAAAGAACUGCAUUAUGUUUUUUUAUGAAGGCAGCGCUUAAUGAAACUAUCAGCCUACAUUUUGGACUGCACCGAAAGCUCACUAUCUUUGUAGGUUAAUAUUAUGUUGUGGAUUCGAAAACAAAGACCUAUGUUAUGUUUUUUAUAAACUAUAGGUAUUCUGCUAAGAAUUAAUACCUUGAGUUUGAAGCAUAAACCUGAAAUAACAAGGCAAUAUGUGCUUUAACGAGAACUUCAGCAAUUUCACAUUAAUUUGACAGAAGUUUCCCCAGAGUGGUGCGUUAAUAAAACGAAAUGAAUAAUUAAAGACCUAUGAGUAUUUAAGCCGUUUUCCUCGCACUGUUUACAACGGCAAAUAAACCCAAUAGUUUCCUCAACUACUACCUCCUCAUUCAAUCCAUACGACUUGCAACUCCUAUA